Armigeres subalbatus is the source of this 1191-nucleotide messenger RNA. It is a transcript of the gene TfIIEbeta, whose product is annotated as general transcription factor IIE subunit 2. NCBI's taxonomy places the organism in Eukaryota, Metazoa, Arthropoda, Insecta, Diptera, Culicidae. The transcript is spliced from 3 exons. The record is from RefSeq and is a predicted model, not a curated record. Gene Ontology annotation, cellular component: transcription factor TFIIE complex. The coding region runs from base 141 to 1028 and encodes 295 amino acids. Gene Ontology annotation, molecular function: TFIIH-class transcription factor complex binding. Gene Ontology annotation, biological process: transcription initiation at RNA polymerase II promoter.
UUUGGUCAUACGAUGUUUUCAAAAAUCACGCGAGUAUUGUUUUUGUUUUGAUAUUUCAAUUUUUCUGUCUGGGAAACGAAAAUAUCUUCAAGGCUUUUAUUUAAAUUUAAUAUUGUAUUUAGUAUACAAAUUCUAAAACCAUGGAUCCUGCAUUGCUUCGUGAACGGGAGGCCUUCAAGCGACGGGCUAUGGCUACGCCAACCGUCGAGAAGAAGGCCCGUACCGAACCUAGCUAUGCCGCCCCGAAGGACAUCAAAAAACCGAGACCAUCGGUUGCCCCUCCUAAAAUCGAUGCCAACAACUACAAGACAAUGUCUGGUAGUUCCCAGUAUCGCUUUGGAGUACUUGCCAAAAUUGUAAAACACAUGCGAUCGCGUCAUCAGGAGGGGGAAGAUCAUCCACUCACUCUGGAAGAUAUUCUGGAUGAAACCAAUCAAUUAGACAUAGGCUCCAGCGUGAAGUCGUGGCUCCAAACCGAGGCCUUGAGGAACAAUCCCAAGAUUGAUGUAACGCCGGAGGGUCGCUACGUGUUUAAAGCGGUGUUCAAGAUUAAGGACGGCAAAAGUCUGAUGCGAUUAUUGAAGCAGCACGAUCUGAAAGGACUGGGAGGGGUGCUGUUGGACGAUGUUCAGGAAUCGCUUCCGCACUGUGAAAAAGUGCUAAAAAAUCGCGCCUCGGAAAUAGUCUUCAUCACGCGACCGAACGAUAAAAAGAAGGUGCUGUUCUACAACGACCGGUCGGCGAACUUCCAGAUCGAUGAGGAUUUUCAGAAGUUGUGGCGUGCCGUAACAGUGGACGCGAUGGACGAUGCCAAAAUCGAUGAAUAUUUGGAGAAGCAGGGCAUCCGGUCGAUGCAGGACCACGGUCCGAAGAAGCCGAUCAUUCCGAAGCGUAAGAAGGCGCAAGCCAAGAAGCGGCAGUUCAAGAAGCCGAGGGAUAACGAGCAUUUGGCCGAUGUGCUGGAGACGUACGAGGAUAAUACGCUGACGCAAUCGAAUGCGGUGCAGGAGAUUAAGCAGAAGAACUGAACAUGGGUUGGUUUGAAUGGCAGAAACUGUGAUUCUUGACUGAAUAAAUUGGUAUAUUUUGAAUGCGUGACACAAAAAAUAGAGUAUUGUAGAACAGCUGAAAUUCUUAAACUUUUGAUGAUUUAUACUGUGCCCAGUAUGCUGCAUCGUAGUGGCAUUUAUU